Acyrthosiphon pisum (pea aphid) is the source of this 5392-nucleotide messenger RNA. RefSeq names its product bifunctional glutamate/proline--tRNA ligase. Gene Ontology annotation, cellular component: aminoacyl-tRNA synthetase multienzyme complex; cytoplasm. Gene Ontology annotation, biological process: prolyl-tRNA aminoacylation; translation; glutamyl-tRNA aminoacylation. The coding region runs from base 218 to 5191 and encodes 1657 amino acids. The record is from RefSeq and is a predicted model, not a curated record. Lineage: Eukaryota; Metazoa; Arthropoda; Insecta; Hemiptera; Aphididae. The transcript is spliced from 24 exons. Gene Ontology annotation, molecular function: glutamate-tRNA ligase activity; ATP binding; proline-tRNA ligase activity.
GACGUGCAUAAUGAGUUUGUCGUGCAUCGACGAGUCGCUGUUAUCAAUAAUAACUUUUAAGUAAUUAACAUUAACAUGCUGUAAUCGUAAUUUUAUAUUCAUUACUUUCAAUAUUGCUUUCUCUUUUUUCCGCUUUUGCUGAUUUAGAGAAGUGUAAUAUCCCUUUCGUGGUAUUCUCGUUUUCUUGUGAUUUCUCGUUCGUGUUGGUCGAUUGAACAUGAGUAACGCUCCUGAAAAAGAUCUGACCAGUCUGGAGCAGCAAUUGGCUACUCCAGACUUGCAAAGUACAAAUGCAAAAAAACAAGGUUCUACUUCUGUCCUCAAAAGUAAGAAAACGGAAACUAAAAAAAAUGAAAAAGCCCCAAAACUGCAAAAGUCUGUUGAAGACAAUAGUAAACAACAAGGAAAGUUUGUGGAAUUACCGGGAGCUGAAAUGGGAAAAGUUGUUGUUAGAUUUCCUCCAGAAGCAAGCGGAUAUUUGCAUAUUGGGCAUGCAAAAGCUGCUCUAUUAAAUCAACACUAUCAGUUGGCUUUUAAUGGCCGUCUUAUAAUGCGUUUUGAUGAUACAAAUCCAGCAAAGGAGAAGGAAGAUUUUGAGAAGGUUAUAUUAGAAGACGUUGAUAUGUUAAAAAUUAAACCCGAUAUUUUUACAUAUACUUCUGAUCAUUUUGAGAAAAUGUUGGAUAUAUGUGAGAAUGGAAUGUUGAAAGAAGGCUUAGCUUAUGUGGAUGACACGGAUGGAGAUAAAAUACGUUUGGAACGCGAGCAAAGAAUAGAUUCAAUAAAUCGAAACAACUCAAUUGAGAAGAACCUAGAACUGUGGAAACAAAUGGUUUUAGGUACAGAAAUCGGUCUUAAGUGUUGUGUUCGGGCUAAAAUUGAUAUGCAAUCUGCAAAUGGAUGUUUGCGAGAUCCAACAAUAUACCGUUGCAAGCCUGAACACCAUCCUAGAACUGGUGAUAAGUAUAAGGUAUAUCCAACUUAUGACUUUGCUUGUCCUAUUGUGGAUAGUUUUGAAGGUGUUACUCAUUGUUUACGUACCACAGAGUAUACUGAUCGUGAUGCUCAAUAUUAUUGGUUUUGUGAUGCAUUAAAGCUUGGUACUCGCAGCAAUGAAACCAGACCUUAUGUGUGGUCGUAUUCAAGAUUAAAUAUGACUAAUACUGUUCUGUCGAAAAGAAAGUUAACUUGGUUUGUGGAACAAGGCCACGUAGAUGGAUGGGAUGAUCCACGAAUGCCGACUGUCCGUGGUGUCUUCAGGAGAGGAAUGCAGGUGGAAGCAUUGAAACAAUUCAUAGUGGCCCAAGGAUCUUCCAGAACUGUUACAGCUAUGCAAUGGGAUAAAAUUUGGUCAUUGAAUCGCAGUAUCGUUGAUUCGAUAGCACCAAGGCAUACUGCUUUGUUGUUAUCCAAUUCAAAUAAAGAAAAUGUAGUAUUAUCUUAUCCACCAGUUGAAGUUGUUGUAGAGAAUGUUGAAAAACCAUAUAAAAUUGACAAUGUCCCUAAACAUCCUAAAAAUUCUCAAUUAGGACUAAAGAAUUGUGUCUGGGCCGCACCUAAAAUUCUUAUAGAUUAUAGUGAUGCAGAGUUAUUAGAAGCUGGACGACGAGCAACAUUUAUUAACUGGGGAAAUCUCCUGAUAAACCGUAUAGAAAGGAACCAAAAUAAUAAUAAAAUAGAGAGAAUUCAUGCAGUGUCUGAUCUUGAAAACACAGAUUUUAAAUCUACAGUCAAAGUUACGUGGUUACCAAAAACAGAUUAUUCAGAAUCUGAAGAAGUUUUGCCUAUUCUGGUACCAGUUGUUUGUGUUUAUUUUGAUCACUUAAUUAGUAAAGCAGUAUUAGCCAAAGAUGAUGAUUUCAAGCAAUACUUAAAUACAGAAAAUAGUCGUUGGGAAUUACAAAUGAUAGGUGAUUCAGAGUUGAAAGAUUUAAAGAAGGGAGAUGUGAUUCAGUUACAACGUAGAGGUUAUUUUAUAUGUGAUUCAACGUACCAGCCAUACAGCAUUCACACGGGAAAAGAAACGCCACUAGUGUUGUUUAACAUACCUGAUGGUCACACAAAAUCAGCAACUCCAAUAACACCCGUUCCUUUACCAAUCACCACAAGUAAUAUUAAGAAAAAUACAAACAAGGACAUUGACACUGUAAUCAGCCAGAUAAAUGAUCAAGCUAAUAAAAUAAACGUCUUGACGGCUGACUUAGAAGAAGCUGGAAAAGUCUUACAUGCAUUAAAAGCAGAAUAUAAGGCUUGCACAGGGAUUGACUUUCCUGCUACAGGAAUUUCCACACCACAGACAGUUAGUAACUCUGUUUCUGGACAAAGUAAUCCAUCUGCAGAUGCAAUAGUCUUAAAAAUUAAUGAACAAGGAGACAUAGUACGAUCAAUGAAAAAUAAUAAAGCUUCUAAGGCAGACAUUGCAGAAGCUGUCAAAGUCUUACUUGCUUUGAAAGCACAGUAUAAAAGUAUUGCUGGAGUUGAUUUUCCUGCAGGUGGUAUUCCCACACCAAAGCUAGUCAGUAACGCUAGUUGUGAUAAAAGUAAACCUUCUGUAGAUUCUAUAGUUGUGAAAAUUAAUGAACAAGGAGAUAAAGUGCGAUCAAUGAAAAACAAUAAAGCUUCUAAAGCAGACAUCGGGGAAGCUGUCAAAGUCUUACUUGCUUUGAAAGCAGAGUAUAAAAGUAUUGCUGGAGUUGAUUUUCCUGCGGGUGGUAUUCCCACACCACAGCUAGUCAGUAAUGCCAAUUCUGAUCAAAGUAAACCUUCAGUAGAUUCUAUAGUUGUGAAAAUUAAUGAACAAGGAGAUAAAGUGCGAUCAAUGAAAAACAGUAAAGCUUCUAAAGCAGACAUUGGGGAAGCUGUCAAAGUCUUACUUGCUUUGAAAGCAGAGUAUAAAAGUAUUGCUGGAGUUGAUUUUCCUGCGGGUGGUAUUCCCACACCACAGCUAGUCAGUAAUGCCAAUUCUGAUCAAAGUAAACCUUCAGUAGAUUCUAUAGUUGUGAAAAUUAAUGAACAGGGAGAUAAAGUGCGAUCAAUGAAAAACAGUAAAGCUUCUAAAGCAGACAUCGGGGAAGCUGUCAAAGUCUUACUUGCUUUGAAAGCAGAGUAUAAAAGUAUUGCUGGAGUUGAUUUUCCUGCGGGUGGUAUUCCCACACCACAGCUAGUCAGUAAUGCCAAUUCUAAUCAAAGUAAACCUUUAGUAGAUUCUAUAGUUGUGAAAAUUAAUGAACAAGGAGAUAAAGUGCGAUCAAUGAAAAACAGUAAAGCUUCUAAAGCAGACAUCGGGGAAGCUGUCAAAGUCUUACUUGCUUUGAAAGCAGAGUAUAAAAGUAUUGCUGGGGUUGAUUUUCCUGCAAGUGGAAUUCCCACACCACAACAAGCAGAUAAAUGUAACUCCGAGUUAAGUAAACCUUCUUCUGCUGAUGCAGUAGUACAGCAUAUAAAUGAACAAGGUGAAAAAACAAUGUUGACGAAAAACAGUAAUACUUCCAAAGAUAAAAAAUCGAAGAAAAAAGAGAAUCUUGCUGUGGCCACUACUAAAACAUCUGAUAGUACAAACACCAAAAAAGUAACAAAAUUAGGGUUGGAAGUAUUAAAGGUAUCCGAAAAUCUUGGAGAAUGGUAUUCUCAGGUAUUGGUUAAAGGCGAAAUGAUUGAAUAUUAUGAUGUAAGUGGAUGUUACGUGCUCAGGCCUUGGGCUUACAGAAUAUGGGAAUUAAUACAAGAAUGGUUCGAUGCACGAAUUAAGAGAAAGCCUCUUAAUAUACGGAAUUGUUAUUUCCCAAUGUUUGUAUCACAAGGAGCAUUAGAAAGAGAAAAAGAACAUAUUGCAGAUUUUGCACCAGAGGUAGCUUGGGUUACCAAAUCUGGUGAAACGGAUUUAGCUGAACCUAUUGCUAUAAGACCAACUAGUGAGACUGGGAUGUAUCCAGCUUUUGCGAAAUGGAUUCAGUCGUACAGAGACUUGCCAUUGAAACUCAAUCAAUGGAACAGCGUUGUGAGGUGGGAAUUCAAACACCCUCAACCCUUCUUGAGAACUAGAGAGUUUUUGUGGCAAGAGGGUCAUAAUGCGUAUGCAACUAGAGAAGAAGCAGAACGUGAUGUAUUAAUAACAUUAGGUUAUUAUGAGUAUGUCUACAAAAAUAUGCUAGCAGUACCAGUGAUAAAAGGUAAAAAAACUGAAAAAGAAAAGUUUGCUGGAGGAAUAUUUACUACUACUUGUGAAGCAUAUGUAGCAUCUAGUGGUCGCGCAAUUCAAGGUGCCACCUCACAUUAUCUGGGUACCAAUUUUGCUAAAAUGUUUGAUGUUCAUUUUGAACAUCCAGACACACACGAGAAAUCAUUUGUUCAUCAAAUUUCAUUUGGAAUGACAACUAGAACUAUUGGUGUUAUGGUAAUGGUUCAUGGUGAUGACCGUGGGCUGGUUUUACCUCCACGCAUAGCAUCUAUUCAAGUAAUUAUUGUACCAUGUGGUGUAGGCGUUAGCACAGCAAACGAAGUCAAAGAUAAUUUGAUUAGAACUUGUUUAGAUGUAUGUAACAGAUUAAAAGGAGAUAGUCUGAUAGAAACUGAUGAUGAAAAUGACAAUAGUGUUAUCCAACAUCGUAAUUCUUCCUUAAUGAUAAGAGCAGAUACCGACUUGCGAGAUAAUUAUUCACCUGGAUGGAAGUUCAACCACUGGGAGUUGAAGGGGGUUCCGUUGAGGUUAGAAAUUGGACCAAAAGAUUUGGAUCGAAACCAAAUGGUAGCUGUGCGGCGAGAUAAUGGAGAUAAACUAACUAUUCCCUUAGAGGGACGUCCAAAUGAUGGUGGAAACGACAAGAUGGUUGUAAGAAUAACCGAGCUGUUGAAUCAAAUACAACAAGAUAUGUACAAUAAAGCAGAACAAGAAAUGAAAGAAAAUGUUGUGAUAUGCCGUAAAUGGUCAGAGUGUGCUGCGCAGUUAGCAGCAAAACAUUUAUUAUUGAUACCGUUUUGUGGACGUCCUAUUUGCGAGGAUAACAUCAAACGGGAUACCACAUUGGACGAUGGUACUGCGGAUGUUGGAGCUUCGACAAUGGGAGCAAAGUCGUUAUGUGUGCCAUUUGAACAGCCCAAGGGAGCAGAUAUAUUGAAAUCCAAUGACCACUGUAUACAUCCAGAAUGUGGGCAGCCAGCUGGGUCUUUCACUCUAUUUGGCCGCAGUUAUUAAAUUAAGAUGUUCGCUAAAUGAAACUAAAUAUUUUUUGCUUUUAUAAUUAAAACACAUUGUUCAUAAUUAAAUACAAUACCAUCGUUUGUAAAUUGUUUUUGUAAUCAAACAUUUUUUUUACCAUAAAUCAUGGUUUCGUAAUUCAAGUAUUACGCCUUAUUGAAGAAGUUAACAGUAAAAAUACAUAUUAUAAAAAUUGUA